CCCUAUAAAAACCCAUGCAUGCAAUAUUUUAUGUCCAUAGUUAAGACUGUGUGGCUAGUUGGGGUAGUUUUAUAAUGGCUCCCAGCAUCACCAUCCUGGCUCAAGGGAAAGUGAAGGGCGAGGAGGCGCUGCGCCGGAGGAACGAGGAGUUGGAGAGGGAGCUGAAGAAGAGCUUGGAGAGAGAGGAGAGAAUGAGGGAGGAGUUAAUGAGGGCGUCGCAGCGGCUGAGGGUGGCGGAGGAGGCGGAGGAGCGGCUUUGCUGCCAGCUUGGCGAGCUCGAGGCGGAGGCGCUGGCCCAUGCCCGGGAAUCCAGAGCUCGAAUCCUGGAAUUGAUGGAACAACUCUCUGGUGUCAAAACCACUCCUCCAACCAACUUCUGAUCUUUAACCAUUUAGAAUGUUGUGCCACUACCUCUUUUUCUUUUUUGUAUCUUUUUGGAGAGGAUUUCUGGAAGAGAGAAGGACACCCCAAAUCAGUAUUUUUCAAGUUUGGUGUCCCUACUAUUAUUUUUCUCAAUUUGGCUUUAGACAUAGGGAACAAUGUGUAGAAAAGUUGUAAUAGAUUGAGAGGAAUUUUACUCUAAAUCAAUCUCUUACAAAUUUCCAUGAAAAAA
This is a messenger RNA of Sesamum indicum (sesame), 613 nucleotides long. The record is from RefSeq and is a predicted model, not a curated record. NCBI's taxonomy places the organism in Eukaryota, Viridiplantae, Streptophyta, Magnoliopsida, Lamiales, Pedaliaceae.